GUGCGAAAUGUCAAUGAUGUUAACCUAACAAAAUAUAGGUUUUAGUUAGUUAAUGAGUUUUUCUAUUAUAUAUGUGACUUACCCCAGAAUGCCGGCUUUUUAUUCGUUAUUAACCGAUUGGAUUCAAUAAAGUGUAAAUCUACUUUAUCGACAUGGAUGGUUUCCAGGACUCGCCGCAGUGGCGCUGGAACUGGACGGCGAUGUGCGGUCCGGAUAAUUUUCAAAUUUGGUCCACGCGUACGCAUGAUUUGGGGCUUUGUUUUACACAAUUGUGCCUGGAAAUUCCAGUAUUAAGUCUUUUGGCGAUAAUCUCGUCCUAUUAUUACGGAAAAUACAUAGAUUUUGUCAGUAGGGGUAGAUUGCAGUUAAGAGCCAUCAAAGUUCGUAGUUUUAUAGUUCUAAUGUUAGCGUUUUUGCCGUUAUUACAAGUAUAUAUUGACUUAAAUACCAACGAGCAAAAUAUUACUCAAGUGUCAUAUUUUCUUAGCGCUGUGCAGGGUAUUUGUUGGUUUACUCACUUCCUGUUUCAGUUAGGUUUGAGAAAAAGACUGGGGCUUAGUUGUAGAGGCCCGAUGCCUGUUUGUUUUCUAUGGUCAUUUUUAUUAGUUUUAAGCGCAAUUUCUUUGAGGAGUCAUUAUCUAUUAUACAAAUUACUACCGAAUCCUGAAUUUAAGCUAUCCUUAUCGUUCGGGUUUAGCUUUGUUUAUUUUGUUCUACAAGUUUUCUAUGCUAUAACACUCAUCCCGAGUAGUGGGGGUACGAGUUUUGUGACUUUCCCGGAGGGGAAUAACCAGGCCGAUGAAAAUACUCCUUUGCUACAUAACGCAUACGUAAGAUUUAACGAAGAUGACCAAUCGUAUUUGGGGGUUGCAAUGGAGGACGCCAAUUGGUUCUCGAAAUUGUUGUUUUAUUGGGUUAAUCCGCUUAUGGACAAAGGGUUCCACUUGAAGUUGACCAAUGCUGACGAUUUGUUCGAUUUGCCUUUGUCUUUGAAUUCUAGCUAUUUGAGUGCCAAGGUUAAUAAGCAUUUGGGGGGUCAGAAGGAUGAAAGAACUAUUUUAACAAGUCAAGAUGCAGAAGGCGGCAGCUCGACAUCGAGUGACGUGACCAUUGUGAGGCCUUCGUCGAGACGUAACGUGUCCCUUUUAAGGGCUCUGCACCGUUCCUUCGGCGUGCAGUUCUAUGCGGUGGGCGUGCUCAAGUUGGCGGCCGAUUGCACGGCUUUCGCCGGCCCUAUCCUCUUAAACAAAUUAGUCGGUUUUAUCGAGGACAAGUCCGAGGAUAUCGGGUGGGGGUAUGCUUACGCUGCUGGGUUAAUGAUGGCCACAAUGACAUCAUCUCUUUGUGACGCUCACUUCAACUUUUGGAUGUCAGUGGUGGGCUUGAAGAUGCGCAGCGCACUGGUUACGGUAAUUUAUAGGAAAACUCUGUCGGUGAGCUCGAUAAAUCUUAACAAGGACUUUUCCGUCGGAAAAAUCGUCAACUUUAUGUCGACCGACACCGAUCGUAUUGUCAAUUCUUGUCCCAGUUUCCACGCGCUCUGGAGCAUACCGUUUCAGCUGGGAGUGACACUGUACCUCCUCUACGACCAAGUGGGACUUUCGUUCCUUGCCGGAGUCGUAUUCAGCGCAGUCCUCAUCCCCAUAAACAAAGUAAUAGCGAACAAAAUAGGAGAACUGAGCAAGGAACUUAUGGAGCAAAAAGACGCCAGGGUCAAAAUGAUAACCGAAGUUCUGAGAGGCAUUAAGGCAAUUAAGUUGUACGUUUGGGAGCAGCAUUUUAUUAGGCUUAUAACCAAACUUCGCGAGGAAGAGCUAAAAUACCUGAAGGGUCGCAAGUAUUUGGACGCGCUGUGUGUGGUGUUCUGGGCCUCCACGCCGGUCGUGGUUUCCGUUUUGACAAUGGGAACGUACUCGCUGCUCGGCAAUAAAUUAACCGCGGCCACCGUAUUCACGUGCAUCGCCUUAUUAAAUAUGCUCAUCAGCCCUUUGAAUGCCUUUCCUUGGGUUCUAAAUGGCAUGACCGAGGCCUGGGUGUCCGUCAAAAGAAUACAGAAGCUUCUAGAUCUGCCCGAUUUAAACUUUAAUCAAGAAUACAAUGAAGAUCUUUUGGGGCAGUCUUCAGGUAAUCAUGACAUAAUUUUGUCUAACGGGGGUUAUACGUGGGGGAAAGAGUUGAGUGCAGAAGAAAAACUUAAACUUCACGAUGUUAGAAAGAGAAAACUAUCCAGAGGCAAGGGUGCAGGCAAAAAAUCUGCCAUUACUCUAGACAAAAGAAAUAGCGUGGAAUCUCAUAUUCUUGAAGAAGAAGAUAGCUACAUCUUUACUUUAUCAAAUAUAAAUCUAAGUAUUAAAAAGGGCGACUUAGUAGGAAUCAUAGGUUCUGUAGGAUGUGGAAAGUCAUCCUUACUAUCAGCUAUGUUAGCAGAACUGUCAAUGUUUCAAGGCCAAAUGGUCACGACCCAAAUGGAAUCAGGUUUUGGUUUUGUAACACAACAGCCGUGGUUACAGUGUGGCACCAUCCGCGAAAAUAUUCUUUUUGGAAAAAGUUUCGACGAAACGAAAUACAAAACUGUUAUUUACGCUUGCGGUCUUGCGGAAGACAUAACCCAACUUAAACACGCCGACUUGACAGACGUAGGAGAAGGCGGUAUGACUUUAUCGGGCGGGCAGAAAGCUCGCAUAGCUUUGGCUAGAGCUGUCUACCAAGAUAAGUCAAUUUAUUUACUGGAUGAUAUUCUUUCCGCGGUCGACGUCAAAGUGGCCCGCCACAUUUUCGAGAACUGUAUAAUGGGUGUUUUGAGGGAUAAAACGCGAAUUCUAUGCACACAUCAUGUGCAAUAUUUGGUGUAUGCGGAUAAAAUCGUACAGAUGGAGAAUGGAACUAUUAAACAACAAGGAAAACCAGUCGACGUACUAAGCAAUAUGGAUGACACGUUGCCCAUUGAUUUGGAACUGGGUGAGAGUUCGCAAUCGGACGGGUAUUCAGAUUCAUUGCUGAGCAGUAUUAAAACCUUUGACAACAGCCAAAGCUCCAAUACCAAAGAUAACGAUUUGGCUUUGCAGGAAACUCAAGAAACUGGAACUGUAGCCCUUUCCGUUUACUCCAAAUACUGGAAAGCCUUGGGCCACAUUUUGUGUUUCUGCAUUUUAAUAUCGAUAACCAUGAUGCAAGCCACCAGAAACUUGACAGACUGGUGGUUAUCACACUGGGUUACCGAAGAAACGAACAGAUCCUCGAACAACACCAACCUAACCUUCGACGAUACGAUUUAUAUUAUGAGCAGUUUUUCCGACGAAAACGAACCUACGUCGUAUUAUUUGAGAAUAUAUGUGGAAAUGGCGGUGGUAAACGUCGUUUUUACUGUUUUUAGAGCGUUCUUAUUUGCAUAUGGCGGUGUAGUGGCCGCGGCAAAAAUACACAAGCUGCUGCUGAAGUCUAUAAUGAGGGGUAAACUGAUAUUUUUCGAUAUCACGCCCUUGGGUAGGAUCUUGAACAGAUUUUCCAGCGACACGUACACAAUAGACGACUCUUUGCCGUUUAUAAUGAACAUAUUGUUGGCACAGUUUUUCAGCUUGUUGGGUUGCAUAGCAAUAACAGUGUACGGCUUGCCUUGGAUCAGCCUCGUCCUCGUCCCACUUGUGCCAGUCUACCAUUCUCUUCAGGAUCAUUACAGACUGACUUCCAGAGAGCUGAAGAGAAUCUCCAGCGUGACCCUAUCGCCUAUUUACAGCCAUUUUAACGAGACCCUGCAAGGUUUGACGACAAUUAGGGCGAUGCGAGCAAGCGGCAGGUUCAGACGGGAGAACGAGGACAAAAUUGAAGCCAAUUUGAAGGCACAAUUUGCAAGCCAAUGCGCUGCGAGAUGGCUCGGUUUGAGAUUACAGUUUAUUGGAGUUGCAAUAGUUGCCGGGGUCAGUUUUAUCGCCGUUAUACAGCACCAAUACGACUUUGCUGAUCCAGGUAUGGUCGGUCUGGCAAUUUCGUAUGCGCUUUCCGUAACCGGUCAGCUGGGGGGUGUUGUAAACGCUUUUACAGAGACAGAAAAGGAAAUGAUUGCCGUGGAAAGGGUUAAUCAGUAUAUUAAAGAAGUUCCUUCGGAAUCGACCGAAUUGGACAGACAUCCUCCGUUCGGCUGGCCCAGUCAGGGAGUAAUUGUUUUUAGGGAUGUUGUUCUCAGAUACAGAGAUCAUUUAGUUCCUUCUCUAAAACAAAUCUCCUUUGAAGCAAGACCUUGCGAGAAGAUAGGGAUUGUGGGUCGAACAGGGGCGGGUAAGAGCUCAAUUCUAGCAGCUCUAUUUCGUCUUACGGAAUUGUCAUCGGGGAUGAUAACAAUAGAUACAGUAAACAUAUCAAAAUUAGCCUUGUCAGGAUUAAGGUCCAGAUUGUUCUGCAUACCACAAGAUCCCUUUCUAUUUAGUGCUACCAUAAGGGAAAAUUUGGAUCCUCUUAAGGAGUUCAGGGAUGCUGAAAUCUGGGCUUCUUUGAUUAAGGUGAACUUGAUGGCGGUCAUACAAAAAAUGGGCGGGUUAGAUCAGAUGAUUGAAGGCGCAGGGGAGAAUUUAUCAGUUGGCCAAAAACAGUUGAUUUGUUUGGCUAGAGCCGUUCUACACAAUGCAAAAAUUCUCUGUAUUGACGAAGCAACAGCAAGCAUAGACAUUGAGACUGACCGUCAAAUUCAGCACACGUUAAGAUCGGCUUUCCGUAAAAGCACGGUUUUGACAAUCGCGCACAGAAUUGAAACUAUCUUGGAUUCCGAUAGAAUUUUGGUGCUCGAUGAUGGAAAAAUAGUUGAAUUUGAUACGCCUGAUAACUUGAUGUCGACUCCUUCUUCUAUUUUUUCACGGUUAAUCGAUCAAGAUUACGAAUAGUGUAAA
Molecule: messenger RNA, 4877 nt
Organism: Brassicogethes aeneus
Lineage: Eukaryota; Metazoa; Arthropoda; Insecta; Coleoptera; Nitidulidae
Source: the annotation of a GenBank genome assembly